Molecule: messenger RNA, 1555 nt
Organism: Physella acuta
Lineage: Eukaryota; Metazoa; Mollusca; Gastropoda; Physidae
Product: MIT domain-containing protein 1
Source: RefSeq, a predicted model, not a curated record
UUUCCAUGAAAUUUUAUCCCUUGGAACUGACCCAUACAACUGAAAUUCUAACACUUAUUAACAGUACAAAAGAUCUUAAGUUUUCUGUCAUCAAGUGUUAGAUGGAUAAAAAUAUUCAAGUAUCAUAAUUGUGGAUAUUUGAACCUUUUUGAUAUUUUGUAAUUAGAUCUAAAACUUGCAUCAUAAAGUAUAUAAAACUAUAAGCUUUUAUUUUUUAUAUUUGUAAAGAAAAUGUGUUUUAAAUGCUAAGAAAUUGUAGCUUCAUGCUAAUCACAGAAAAAAAACUAAGUAUUAAUUGUUCCAGCGAAAAAAAUACUGUAUGUAUUUUUCAAGAUACCAAAAAUCUUUCAAUAUAAUAUCAAUAUAGCCUAGUUUAUUCCAAAUUAGAGAUGGUCAUUGAAAAUUAAAUGAACUCUACACAAAACAAAGAUAUACCUACCAAACGUUACUAAUAUAUCAACAUAUAAAGACAUAAUUAACUAUUAAUCAACAAAUUUAACCCAUGUCAUGGAGCUCAGUUGUUGCAAAGAAAAGAUACAUUUAAAAAAUUUAUGUGCUCUAAUCUGCAGCCUUUGUUAUAAAGAAAAUGAACCAAGAAAUCAUACAAUGGCAGAUGACAAAGCUUCAGGGGUAGAAUUAUCUGCUAGAACUAUUUUAAAAAGAGCAGUCGAGCUUGACAAUAGUCGCAGAUUUGAGGAAUCACUGACAUGUUAUCAAGAAGGUGUAGGGCUGUUGAUGCAGGUUUUAAAGACUGUAACAGAUGUAACAAAAAAGCAAAAGUACAGACAAAAAAUUGAAGAAUACUUGGCUAGAGGGGAAGAGUUGAAAGUGUUUGUGAAAGAAGAGAAGGAAGCAUCAAAACAACACCUACAAAUUCAUAUAGAACCAAACUCCACUGGACAUUCAUAUGAAAAUUUGUUUGGUCAAUAUCUUAACAAAUUUGUUACCUGUGUGGAAGUUGAUGAUCCUUAUAUAAGAUCUCAUCAUCAGAUCCAAAAUUUUUUGAGACUUUGUGAACUGAUUGUAAAGAAAAAGACACAUGUCAACAAAAUUGUUCUAAAUACUGGGAGUGAUGAGGAUCAAAGUAGUCAGCAGCAGCAGAAUCAAAAAAUAGAGAGCAUUAAAAAAUCAUUGCAGGCAUAUGGCAUUCAGUUGCUGGUGAAUUAUUCCACAACGCUGCAUGAUAGGGAAAUCAGGCUUGAUACAGGAUGGGUAAUAAAAAUUGGCAGAGGUCUAGAUUUAUAUAAAAGUUGUGAUAAAUUUUCCAUUGGUUUCUGUGAUCUUGAACUUCGGCCAUGUCAUGAAACAACUGUAGAUAUCUUUCAUCAAACAACUUUGAAAUCAAAUUCUAAGCCAAAUUGAGGCUUCUGUGUUCAAGGAGUGCUGAUUAGGGAAAUAAUUUUAAUUACAAGUUUUUUACUAGUAUGUUUUUUAAAUUUAAUGAUGAUCUGUGUAAAAUCAUUGACAAAGGACUCAGGAUUUAUUGUUAUUCACUUUUACAAUGAUGUAAAUUACUUACUUGUCAUUGUAAAUAAAAUAAUCAUAUUCUAAAUAA